AUACUAGAAUUUUAUUGCACAAAUGGUAUACCACUCAUUCAACUAGCUCUUGAGAGAUGGCAGCUGUAGUUCCAGACUCCUCCAGUGAUUCCAUAUUUGGCAAGGAAAAUGGUGUUCACCCUCCCAAACAGCUCGAUGCUGGAGCGUUGUUUGUCCUCAAAUCCAAAGGAUCAUGGUUGCACUGUGGAUACCAUUUAACCACAUCAAUCGUAGCACCGGUGCUUCUGAGUCUUCCCUUUGCUCUAGCCUUACUAGGCUGGGUUGGAGGAGUUGUAUGCUUAAUCCUUGCAGGUUUAGUAACUUUCUAUUCCUACAAUCUUCUAUCUGCGGUUUUGGAACACCAUGCACAACUUGGUCAGCGCCAGCUUCGGUUUAGGGACGUGGCUAGUGAUGUUUUAGGACCUAGAUGGGGCAAAUAUGUUGUUGGGCCACUUCAAUUUGGGAUAUGCUAUGGCGCAGUUGUGGCUGGCAGCCUUCUGGGAGGGCAGAGCCUUAAGUUCAUUUACUUGCUCCAUAACCCAAAUGGGACUAUGAAGCUUUACCAGUUUAUUAGUAUUUUUGGAGUACUAAUACUGUUUUUAGCUCAAAUUCCAUCCUUCCACUCGCUGAGGCAUAUCAAUCUUGUCUCUCUAACCCUUUGCCUUGCUUUCAGUGCUUGUGUCACAGCCGGUUCCAUACACGUCGGAUAUUCCAGGAAUGCUCCUACUAGGGACUAUUCCUUCAAUAGCUCCGGAGUAAAUCGUGUUUUUGGUGGUGUUAAUGCUGUUUCAAUCAUUGCUACUACAUAUGCCUGUGGAAUUAUUCCUGAAAUACAGGCAACUAUAGCUCCUCCAGUCAAGGGUAAAAUGUUCAAAGGUUUAUGCGUCUGUUACUCUGUUAUACUCGCGACUUUUUUCAGCGUUGCAAUCUCUGGGUAUUGGGCAUUUGGCAAUCAGGCUAUGGGGACAGUUCUUUCAAAUUUUAUGGGUAAUGGACAGCCUUUGCUACCAACUUGGUUUCUCUUGAUGACCAAUAUUUUCAUUCUUCUGCAAAUAUCAGCUGUCACAGUGGUUUACUUGCAACCAACAAAUGAAGUGUUUGAAAAGUGGUUUGCAGACCCCAAAAUGGAUCAAUUUUCCAAUCGUAACGUUGUGCCAAGGUUGAUUUCCCGGUCAAUAUCAGUGAUUAUAGGUACAUUAAUUGCGGCUAUGCUACCUUUCUUUGGAGAUAUCAUGGCAGUUUUGGGGGCAUUUGGAUGUAUUCCUCUAGAUUUUAUUUUCCCCAUGGUUGUCUACAAUGUGACUUUCAAGCCCUCAAAGCGUGGCCUAGUAUUUUGGGGUAACAUGUUCAUUGCAGUAGCAUCUACAGCAUUGGCCGCCGUAGGCGCAAUAGCAUCAAUUCGACAAAUAGUUAUCGAUGCCAAAGCAUAUCGUUUAUUUGCUAAUAUGUAAAAAUAUUUGGUGUAGCAGAUAUAGUAGAAGAACCAGAACAAUGUAUCAUGUAUGAUUCUUAAGCAGCGAUAUAUGUCUGGAAAACUUAGGAGAAAUGCGUGAAGCACGCCAUAAUGCAAUGCUAUUGGUU
Molecule: messenger RNA, 1560 nt
Organism: Quercus lobata
Lineage: Eukaryota; Viridiplantae; Streptophyta; Magnoliopsida; Fagales; Fagaceae
Product: GABA transporter 1-like
Exons: 7
Coding region: 57-1430 (457 amino acids)
Source: RefSeq, a predicted model, not a curated record